AUGUUCAUUAAGGCAUUUUUGCUGGCCGAUUCCCGAUUUGAAUUCACAAAUAUUAAUUGCACUUCUUAUGAAAAGAGAAUAGCCGAGUUUGAAUACUGCUACUUGAAGUCUAUUAAUCGCAGCUAUAAAUAUUUAUCGGGAAAGCUUAAAGUGUAUGAAAUUCCUUUACCAAACAUGAAGGUUAAUUUUGUAUUAUGGAAGCGCUUAAAUGGAUAUAAGCCUUUUCUCUACAAUGUAACAGUGGACUUGUGCAAAUUUUUGGCAACACCGAAAUCAAGCCCUGUGGUUAAAUUUGUUUACGAAUCAUACGUGACAUUUUCAAAUUUUAAUCAUUCUUGCCCUUUCAAUAACGAUCUAUAUGUAGAAAAGCUUCCCGUUGACUUUAUGAAUCACCGACUGACCAAAAUUCUUCCUUUUCCCGAAGGUGAUUAUCUCUUUGAAUUCUUGUGGUUUCGUUCUAGAUCUGUGAUUGGAAGCGCUAAAAUAUAUUGUACUGUUUCAUAA
This is a messenger RNA of Drosophila kikkawai, 504 nucleotides long. RefSeq lists its product as uncharacterized. NCBI's taxonomy places the organism in Eukaryota, Metazoa, Arthropoda, Insecta, Diptera, Drosophilidae. The record is from RefSeq and is a predicted model, not a curated record.